UUGAUAUUAGAUCGCGUGAGAUGUGAUAAAAUUAUCGAUUGGCACUGAUUUAUACUGGAAAAUAUCUGGGUCUCGUGUAUAAAAACGAUUGCUGGAUCGAUUCGCAAUAUCAGUUGUUGCAGUUGCAUUUCAGACGAACUGACGUAACAAACAAUACACUAUGAAGGGAAUAAAUGUGGUCCUUCUCGCCGUAUUUGCCAUAGCGGCCAUAAUUCACGUUUCUGAAGCCGUGUGGUGUCCACCAAUCAAUGAAGCAUUAGUCACUUUACUUCCGAACCCGGCUAAUUGUAAAACCUUUUAUUCAUGCAACGGUGGCGUAGCUACUUUAUUAGAAUGUCCUGUUGGACUUUAUUUUAACCCCGAAUUAAAAGUAUGCGAUUGGACAAUACGUGACGAACGCUAUAAUUGUGAGGUGCUCCAUCCCACUUCUACCCCAAGCUCUGUCAACCCCUCUACCGCAAAGAGUGUGCAAUAAAUAAUUGUAAUUGUAAUAUAAAUAUAUACGUUGCUCUUAAAAACUUUACGGCACAUGAAAUAAUAUUUAUAUAAUAAUUACGAAUAGUGUAGAGACGUCGAAAUUUGUUAGUAGCAACAUACAUUUAGAUAUGCAAAAUAUGUAAGAAAAUAAAUAAGUCACAGCAAGAA
Nomia melanderi (Alkali bee) is the source of this 645-nucleotide messenger RNA. Its product is annotated as chondroitin proteoglycan 2. Lineage: Eukaryota; Metazoa; Arthropoda; Insecta; Hymenoptera; Halictidae. Gene Ontology annotation, molecular function: chitin binding. The record is from RefSeq and is a predicted model, not a curated record. Gene Ontology annotation, cellular component: extracellular region.